AUGGCGCUUGCUUUGCCAGUGCAGUGGCGACUUGGGCACAUGGGGCCUGGGCGGCGGCUCCACGUGGCCCGACAAUGUAGCAACCAGAGCUGGAGGGUCCAAGCGGCCACGCUGGGCGGAACCCUGGUCUCGCUGCUCAAGGCGCUGAGGCAGGCGGGUGUGGCAGAGCGAAGGAGGAGGCUCCGAGAGGCCACGACGGCCCAGCUGCGGAUCAUCAGCGCAGGGCUCCGCCUCCGGGCUCCGGGUGGCGAGGGCUCGCGCGCAGCUCUCAUGGCCAGGAUCGAGGAAGCUUUGGCCCAAGAUGCCAGGCUAGCUGCUCCCGACCAGCCGAUUGGCCGCAUUCUCCGAAGCUUCCCGACGGACAAGACCGACCAGUUCGAACAGCUGAUGAUCGAUCGGCUGAGUUGUGCAAAGCUGAAGGGCCUUUGCCGGCCCUUGCGCCUCAGUACUGCCGGCAGGAAGGCAGAGCUUGCAAACCAGAUCAUCGCGGAGCUCAUGGAGCGACAUCCGCCAGGCUUUCAAGAGCCAGAGGUUGUGAAGAUUCCGGCAAGCAUGCCAAGGGCCACAAGACCCAGCGGCCCUAGCGAGCCGAAAGUGCUUCACGACGCUUCUCCUCGAGGCCGCCGAGAUGAGUCUCCCGACCGCUCCGAGCCCGAGGAUGUCGAGGAUGGGGUGCUGAUACCAACAGUUCUUGUCAGCGAGGAGGAGAGAAGACAAUGCCAGCAAGCGGAGCGACGACAGCGGAGAAGGAACCGAUUCGCAGAAAUUCUGGCUGAGGAGCUAUCUUGCGUCGUGCAUCCCCAGCAGGGCGCGACUUGCUGA
Messenger RNA from Symbiodinium sp. CCMP2456, 822 nucleotides. Lineage: Eukaryota; Dinophyceae; Suessiales; Symbiodiniaceae. The record is from the annotation of a GenBank genome assembly.